AACACUUUGAACGCGAAGCUGAAGUGAAAUAGUUGUUUAACUCUGCAGCGUUUAUUGUUUUCUCAGCAUUUAAAGUCUCUGAGUUCGUUUAAACUCGGUUUGUUGGUGUUUAAACAUCUGAGACGGCUGACAGGAUGAUGCCUUCAGCGACUGAAAACAAACAUCGUGGAAGGAAGAGAAAAGCUGAUGAAGCUUUUUAUGAUGAUGAGGAGACCGAGCCGGCCCCAAAACGAAUGAAACAUCUGACUGAUUCUGAGUCAGCUACUAUCCCGGGGCCGUCGACAAUCAUGCACGCCACCAAUAUUUCACCUGCUCCAGAAACUGCUGACGAUGAAGCACCAUCUGGAAUAAAUCCUGAUGACCCCAUGCCAGGACUUCUCUUUGGAUUUGGAGUAACUCCUGAUGAACAUCGUGGAAGGAAGAGAAAAGCUGAUGAAGCUUUUUACGAUGAUGAGGAGGAGACCGAGCCGGCCCCAAAACGAAUGAAACAUCCGACUGAUUCUGAGUCAGCUCCUCUCCCGGGGCCGUCGACAAUCAUUUCACCUGCCCCAGAAACUCCUGACGAUGGAGCUGUCGCAGGACCAUCAGGUAUAAAUCCAGCACCUCGUCCUGUUGAUCCAGUGCCAAGACCUGUGUCACCAUCUCCUGACGAAGAAAAUGGUGACGCUGCCCCAGAACCGGAACAGGAAAUAAAUCCAGCACCGCGUCUUGCUGAUGUUUUGAUAGACAUUCCCUUUCCAGACCGAUAUCUUACUGAUGAACGUGUCACCAACCGAUAUCAAGUGCUUCCGGAAGAGGUGCUUGAACACGGACGACGUGCAAUGGCUUUCGCUGCAGUUCGCAGAAUUGAUGGGAGACAGGUGGUGCUCAAAUGUGUUCCUGAAGAUUUCACUGAAUCACGCGAAGAUCCACAUUCCACAUCAUAUAAACGCAGUGCGUUCGGGUGUCGUGCGCCUGUAUACAAGGAAAUAAGCAUCAUGCUACAGCUGCAGCAUUCGCCUCCGCCGAGCCCUCAUGUGAUAAACAUGCUCGACUGGUUUGAGUUUCCAGAUGGAUAUGUAGUGGUCCUCGAGAGGUUGUCAGAACCCUGGGUGAAGCUGGAAACAUUUAUCCAAGAGAACGGUGGUCAGCUGAGUGAAAGAGUCGUCCAGGCCAUCAUGCGCCAGUUGCUGCAGACUUUCGAUUACUUCAUUCGUGUUGCAGUGCAGCACUGUGACGUCUGCACAAAUAACAUCAUGAUCAACAGAGAGACCCUGGACAUGAAGCUCAUCGGCUUCUCUAGAACCAAUCCCUGCUUUCUUCCUAGUAUGGAGGGAAGUCAAGCCCAGCAGCCGUUUUACGAGGAUCAUAAUUAUCGACUGAACCUCAGCUAUGACCACCUCAAGGCUCUGUUUAGUUUAUUUGAAAGAAUGUUUGACAUGAGAACGGUACACGGAGGCCAGGUACUUGAGAACAUGAGGUACAUGGAGGCCUUGAGAACCCGUGGAGCAUCUAGAGAAUGCAGAAACUUCUAUUUAACGUAUUUUCGAGUCCAAGCAAUGGAUCCUAGGGAUCUCCUAAAUCAUCCCUGGAUAACAAACGAUGAAAGGACGUCAGACUAGAUGCCAGAAGAGACGGGUAGGACUCGUUCGGCACGCGGGAAACUCUCAUCUGUUUUUUAGUGAGGGACAGGUAACUGGUAAGUUAAAACGCCUUUUUUACACUGCAAAACAUGCCCUUCUUGAAACAAGCAAGAAGCACUUAAAUCUGGUAAAAGUGUAAACUCAAGCAAAAAAUCUGCCAAUUGGAUAAGAAAAACUGACUUGAUAAGAAUUCUUGUCAGUUUUCACUUUUAAAAAGCACUGAAUAAUGAAUGAUUUAUUUGCUUUAAAGCUAGAAUAUUUGAUCUUACAUCGCGACACUGGGCUGCGCAGUGGCUCGGUGGUUAGCACUGUUGCCUCACAGCAAGAAGGUCACCGGUCCAAGCCCGGCUGGUGCGGGAGGCCUUUCUGUGUGGAGUUUGCAUGUUCUCCCUGUGUCAGCGUGGGUUUACUCCGGGUCCUCCGGUUUCCUCCCACAGACCAAAGACAUGCAGGUUAGGUUAACUGAAGAAUGAACGAUUAUGGCAAUCAUUAUUGUUUAUAUUUUUCCCCAUGACAUUGUAAUUGCGAUUAUUAUUAUUGAUUAAAUUUACAUUGACAUACGCUUUCAAAUGUUUUAAAACUUUCUGUGAUGCAAAUGCAUUCCAUAUUCCCUAGGGCUGUCACGAUUAUUAAAUAAUCCUCUCAUCGCGAUUGUUUGACCUCAUCCAGAUGGUUUCAGAUCAUCGCAAUUAUCGCACAUCUCUAUAGAAGACACUAGGGGGAGCUGUAGUGCAUUUGCAUAUUGCAUAUUUUAGUGUAUUUAUUGUAACUAAAGCAUGGUAAUACUUGUAAAAUGUACCACCACAACACAAUAAAAACUAAAGCAUUUACCAUAAAAAUAACCUGCAGUACAAUUUAAUAUUAUUUAAACUAAUCUCAGUGUGAAAACCAGUCUAGCAACAUUUCAUUAACAUGGAAGUAAACUUUUAUUGUAGUCUUGUAAGUGAGAAAAAAACAGACUAGAAGCUUUUCUAUGACUGAUAGCAUUUUAAUGGGGGCUUCACUCCUGAUCAAUUUACUUCAUUUACAAGUAUUUGGCGGUUGUAUUAUUGACAGGUGAAAGCCUAAACCUUAAAUAUAUGAUACACCAAUAUUUUCCGAUGUAUUUCCAAGAAAAAGAGCAUAGUCUUUAUAUUCAGAACAAUAUGGUCGUUUCAAAGCUGAAUCAAAAAUGUCAAAGCCCUAAAACAGACAGUUAAUCGUCAUAAUCGCAAUGAUUUACUAGACAAUUAAUCGUCAGCCAAAUGUCAUAAUCGUGACAGCCCUAUUCUUUAUAUAAAUAUUCUGCUCCUGAAAUACUUGAUUACUGUUGUAUAGUCUCAACAGGUCAACAUUUUGCACAUUCAAAACUAUACAAUAACUCGUAUAUCUGUUAUUUGUGACCACUAUAAAUGGUCGCGCAUCUGUAAAAGGAUAAAAACGCGUACAAACGCGCCGCUUGCGCAUCCAUUGUCCAAGCACAAUAAACGUGUGAAUCAAUGAACAAGUGUCAUUUUCAGUCAUGUAACUGUUUCUGAAGUGUAAUGUACCGCAGCCGAGUGCAUAGUUUGGGAACACUGAGAGUAGCCAAUGGACGGACCCGAAGGGCAUGUGCUCGCCCAUUGUUCCAAAAAGCCUAUUCCCACAGAGUUAUUUUAUAAAUAUUUUCAUUAUUAAAGUUUUUUUUUUUCAUUGAUUUGACGUUUUGUCAUUUUACCAUGGUUAAUUUUCGCAAGGGAGAAAAAGUGUACUAUCUUAAUCAAUGUCAAAGAAGAAAAUAAUUGAAGAGGUAAAGUGACUGGAUGCGCGGCCAAUGUAGUACAAUAAUGCAGAUUUUUAAACACAUUAAUAAUAAUAAAGAUCUUCAAGAAACUUUUUAUUUUACGUGCUCCUUCUCGUCCAUGUAGUUUGUGAAAAAGCCAUUGCGCUUCAUCUCAUCCUUUGAAGGAUCAUGCAAUGCAGAGUGAUUGACAGCAUGACGCGAUCAUCACACACAUGCAUUAUAACCAUAACAUGAUGUCUUAACUUUAAUAUGAUUUGUUUCUCUGAAGGUUACGAUGAGAGAUGAGGAGUGCAGGAGUGAUUGACAGCGCUAUACGAUCGUUUUACCCUCUCAAACACAACAAGCAUAAAACAUGCUGUGUAUCUGUGGUAAUGACAAACAAUAAUAUGAUUUUAGGAUCAUUUCAUUCUUUAAUUUAAGACAGACUCUUGCUUUUGUGGUUUGGAGCAAAAAGUCCUGACAGCAGCGUAUUUUUGGAAUGUCGCGUGACUGUUUAAAACACAGAUAUCAUUUAGACGCUUUUAAGGAGAAUUAGUUACUGAACUUCGUAUUUGUUGUUUCUGUGAAUCUAUGUGCAUUCUGGCCAUUAACAAUGCACUGUCAUCACAUUAUUGAGCGUGAUCAACAGUUGCUGCUUCAGCUUGCGAAGUGAUAUGCUCAAACCUGUGCCAGGAAAAGCGCGCUCGUCCCGCACAGCUAACGCAUGUGAUGGUACGCCAUGGGAGUUUCGCGGUUCGUAUCGAGGGAGGUGUAUCGCGGAUCAUUCGGUUCGGUUCGAAUAUCGUUACACCCCUAAUAUAUACUCGCUCUGUUUGCCCCAUCAUUGUCCGGUAUUGUUUGUUUAUGUUUUACAUGUUGUUCUGUUCCCGAUUGCCUUUGUGGAUUCAUUAAAUACCUCUUGUGGAUUACUUCUCCUUGCCGUGCGCUUGUAUACCCACUACACGUGACAGAAUACCGGACCCUGAAGUGGAAUACUAUAGAUUCUCUCUAGGACAGGCCUCUGGAGAGCUACGUGGAGGAGUUUGUGGAGGUGUGUUACCGGGUGAGUCGGAGCGAUCCCAUACUUAACCGUGUAUUUUUGACUGGUGUGGACGACGAUCUGCUCGUCCUCAUCAUGCUCCCAGACGUGGAUGAGUAUCCGCUGGAGGACUCCAUAAAUCGAGUCGUCCAGCCUUACCCCUAGACGGGGCGUAACAACUGUUAGUAAUUAUAGACAUAUAGACGUGUUCAGGCCAGGACUUCUAUCAAACAUGUACAGUUUGGAGUGGAUUGGACAUUGUGUGUUUGAGUUAUAACAAAUUCCUGUUUCAUGGCAGAUUGAAUUUCGUAGGCCACCACCCUGUUAUUAUUAUUAUCAGAAAUGUGAUUAAUUUAGGAGAUUAGCCAUAAUGGUUAAUAAUAAUAAUAAUAAAAUACUAGAACAUAGCUGCAAGCAGUGAUGAUGGGCCCAAGCACUACAGCAGUACCUCACCAUGGCAACACAGAUCGAUCAAGAUAUCAGAAGUCUGUUCACAAUUUAACACUUGGUUUAGCAAUCACAUGAAUCCCAUAGGAGAAGUUUUAUAAAUUCACCCCAUGCACGUUUUACAAAAUCCUGUUGGACGUAACUAAUGAAUGUCAGUGCUAAUAAUAAUAAUAGGCCUUAAUUAUAAUUAUUAUAUUAUAAGAUGAGUUAUUCCAGUGGAGUCUCUGGCCCUAAAGAUCUGUACAGUAAUGUUUUGGAUUUUUUUCUUGAUCAAUUACUAAAACAUGAUAAUUGUUUACUUCUGUUUGUAACUAUUAACAAGCAAUUGACAUCAAAGAAGUAAUAGUUUUUAAUACUUAAUUUUUUUUACUUUUUGGAUUGUGAAGAUGGAGCUGGCGCAGGACCAUCAGGAAUAAAUCUACUGUUAUUAUUACUCUUUAAAACAAAACAAAAAUAAUACAAGCUCUCUGUAUGUGAUCGUGUUUUAGACUUGUAUUCCAAUAACUUUUUUUUUAACAAACAAGUUAUAACUGAAUCAUUGUUCAUUAUGGAUUUUCUCUUUGGAUUGUGAAGAUGGAGCUGUCGCAGGACCAUCAGGAAUAAAUCCAGCACCUCGUCUUGUUGAUCCUGUGCCAAGACCUCUGUCACCAUCUCCUGACGGUACUAGAAACACUUACUGGCAUAGUUCUGCAGCUUUCUGAGUUCUGCAGGGAAAACAAAUCACAAAGUUCAGUUACAUCAUCCAGAUUAAAAUGGAAAGGAUGAACAUGAUUCAGGAGAGCAUCUGAUUGGCUGGCACGGGGAAACGCUCAAUACGAUUGGCU
Triplophysa rosa is the source of this 5673-nucleotide messenger RNA. RefSeq names its product serine/threonine-protein kinase pim-1-like. Lineage: Eukaryota; Metazoa; Chordata; Actinopteri; Cypriniformes; Nemacheilidae. Gene Ontology annotation, cellular component: cytoplasm. Gene Ontology annotation, molecular function: ATP binding; protein serine/threonine kinase activity. The coding region runs from base 135 to 1601 and encodes 488 amino acids. The transcript is spliced from 12 exons. The record is from RefSeq and is a predicted model, not a curated record. Gene Ontology annotation, biological process: negative regulation of apoptotic process; protein autophosphorylation; regulation of mitotic cell cycle.